GAAACGCAUCAACGUCACGGUUUCAUGGACUAAAAUUUGAACAGUAAAGGACAGUCAAACGAAAAAGAAUUCAACAGUUUAUACCCGUGCUGCGACCAUUUUCAAACUUGGACGUACAUAUGCAUCUGUAGCCAAGUUUUCCUUUUAACUUCUGACAAGAUUUUAAAAAAUAUUCAAAUCGGUUCUGAUUAUGGUGAGGAGAGGGACUUUGUAACUGAACUGAGAAUACACCAAGGCACCAGAAAAGAAGUGCCCAGAAAUCUCUCCAACUGGUGGAGACGCAGACUGUGGCUGAAUAUAAGCACCUGAGUUAAAAGCAUGGAGAAUAAUAAUGCUAUUGCUGCACAAGGCCCAGAUGAUGAGGCCAAAAUUGAAAACGUAAAGCCGACUGCUGAUGAAGAGUCCCCAGACAAGGAUCGUGGAAAUCGUCAGCGUAGACGUCCAUUUCGCCGUGAAAUACAUCCUGAAGAUGAAACUGGAAAAUGGGCCAUUAGACGCAAGAUUUGGGAUUAUUUGGAAGAAAAUAAUCUGGUGAAUGUACCAAGACCCUGCCAUUACCGCAUACCUAAUUUCGAGGGGGCUUCUGCUGCUAAUGACAAACUACUUCAACUUGAAGCAUUCAAGAAAGCAAAGACUGUUAAGGUUAAUCCUGAUAAACCACAGGAGCAAGCAAGGUUUUUAGUGUUGGAGGCUGGAAAAGAACUUGUUCUGCUGAAUCAGACACAGCGUAAUUUGAUGGUGCCCACACCACAACUAAGAACUGGUCUCUUGAAUAGAGUUGUCCCCCCAGAGGGAUCUGAUAAGGAAAAGCUUCGCCACUGCUGUACUUCUCAGGGAGUUAAAGAAAACAGUAAAGAGAUUGGUCUGGAUGAAAAAGUCAAGAUUGAUUUGAUUAUUGUUGGCAGUGUGGCAGUUUCUAGAAAGGGUUAUCGUAUUGGCAAGGGUAAGGGAUUUGCUGACUUGGAAUAUUCAAUGAUGAGAACCAUGGGUGCAAUUGAUGCCAACACUGUUGUCGUCACUUCUGUCCAUGACUCUCAAGUAGUGGAUAUCCCUGAGGAAUUGGUUGAUGAACAUGAUAUGACUGUGGAUUUCAUUUUGACACCAAAUGAACUUAUUGAAACUAAGAACAGUAGAGUCAAGCCAACAGGGGUCAUUUGGAGUCACCUUGAAGUCAACAAAUUCUUUCAGAUUCCUGUUCUGAAACAACUGCGUGACAUUGAACGAGAUGCAGGAAAGAAUGUCUUUUUGAAGGGACAAGAAAAUGAAGAGGAUGAUCCCUUAGAGAACGCAGAGCCACCGCGACCUCGUAGGUACAGACGUUUUGGUGGACAAGGUGGAGGAUAUAGAGGACGUGGAAGACCUUACAGGUACAGACGCGGAGGUGGUCGUCGUAGGGAGGGUGGAGAUGACAGUAACAAAGAGAAUAUUGAAACUGGGGAUGAGUCAGGUGCUGAUGGAGACAAUGAUGGCAGAGGAAGGCGCAGGAACUAUCGCAACAGAAGAUUCCGUCGUGGUGGUAAACCUCGUGCCUCAGAGUCUGAACAUAGUGAUGGAGGUGGCGAAAGUGGCCAGGGAGAUGGCGAAGACAAAAAUCGUCAACGCCGAUUCCCUAACCGCCGUCGCUUCCAGCGCAGACGCCGCUAUGAUGGUGGUAGUCGAAGAGACAAUCGUGCUGGUGGAGAUCAUUCUGGCAGUGAUGGUGAGCAAAAGACAUCUGGAGAUGAAGAAGGUGAAAGCCGUCGUCCCCAGCGUCAAAGGUUCCGCACUAACCCUGAUGCAAUUGUAUGGGUUGGAGGACUUUCUCGUCGCCUUCGUGUCAGUGAGCUGAAAACAGAAUUGAGAGCUCUUAAUGUCAACCCUCUUCGACUAGUGUGGCGUGGUGCUCGUGGAUUUGCGUUCCUUCACUUUCAGACCACAGACACUGCUAAAGAAGCUGUAGAUGUUCUGGGAGGCAAAGAAUUGGAUGGAAGAGAAGUCAAGGUUGAGAUGGCCAACAAUGACCGUCCACCUAGACGUAGGGGUGGAGAUUCCCGUAGCGACAAAACAGACAACCAGUCCUCUGAACCUUUGGAAGGUGGGGAUAGGUAGGAGAGGAUAGCACAUGGGGAUCUCUGGCGGUGUGUGACAAGAAACGACCUCGUCUUGUUUAUUUUUCUUGUGUGUUUGUUGAGGUCAGCACAAACCGCCGCGGAAAUGUAUUUUUCCGUAGUCCUCACUUGCCUCCAUGGGCGGAGGGGACCAGAGAUAAUGCAAGCGACCGACCAAUUAGCCAUAGACCUACAAUUGUAAUGACAUGGACAUUGGUGGUAGCACCUCGAGUUUGUUUGUUGGUAAAUAUAAAGCUAUAAAUGACGUAUUCAUUCAGUGGUUAAUUCAAUUGACGUUUCUCGUGUUUUUCUUAAUGAUUAUAAUGAUUAUGUACAAAGAGAAGAAAAAACUGAUUAACCCUGUCCAGCUUUCACAGAGAGACAAAGACGCUACUCACUCGCAACUACUACUAAUCACAUUGUUGUCAUUUAGAACUUUUUUUUUUUUAAUGAAGGGCUAAUUCAGAUAAGGUUGACAUUCUAUAGAGACCUCUCGGCAACUGUCCCCCCCACACCCGCAGUCUUGUGCAAUUGUUUUCUCAAGCAGCACCUAAAUCACCAAGAGAAUGUUUGAAGUUAAGGACUGUAGAAUACUUUACAAGGCAGCACUUUGUUAUUUCUUCUUGAUCAAUUUUCUAGUUUGAUGAAAGUGUAAAAGAUAGCUGGGGUUGAAUCAGUGUGUCUAUUAACUACUGUUUUAACUAAUAGGUUACUUUAAAAAAACUAGGUAGUGUUUACAAAAGCAAUAUUUUAGAGGGGGGUUGAUUUUAAAUAGAAAAAAAAUUGUUUUUGGGAGUAUUUGACUGUUCAAAGGUUAUUUUUGUAGAAUACUUGGGCUGUCUCAAGAAUUGGUGUAUGCAAGAUUCUUUCUUAAUGUUAUUUAUUUUUUUUGUAUGCAUUUUUUAACCACGAAUGUGAUUAUAGACAUAAUGUUUCUGCCAAUAGUGAAGAAAUUUUACUAGAUGUAUUUUCUUAACCUUUUAAAGAAAAUGAUAGCUAAAAAAGAUGUGCCUGACUGUUAGACUGGAUCCUGCCUAUGCUUGUAGAGAGACAUGAGCACUGACACUUGGCCAGUUGAUCCAGUUGAAUUUGUCAGCUGCCAGUUCAAUAUAUUCUUUUGUACAGUUGUGUAUAGUCAAUUUUUUUUUACCUUGUGCAUAUCAUUUUAUAAAGAUUAUUUUUAUAAACUAAAAGACUGUUGUCUAUUGAAGUAAAAUAAAUUUCCCUGCUGAGGUCACAAGAUUGUUAACAUUCAUCUUUUAAAAGUGGAAACAGAAAAAUGCCUGAAAAUAAAGAACAAUGCCCUGUUUGAAUCAUUGAACUCAUGAAAUCAUUGCUGGCAUGCACGUAGAUCCUCGGCUCGAUUGUCUGGCCACUGAACACGUCAAUUAACAAUUUUUUAUUUUCACAUAGACUGCCAUUAUUUUUUCUGCAUUUGAUAAAGUUUGUGUUUUCUCUUUUUGUAACUAGCUGGCUGGGACGUACCUUUUUUCCUAUUACAACAUAUUCAGUCAUGCAGGCAUAAAGAAAAGGCUUAGCUUUAUAGACAGGAAUGCUAUUUUUCAGUUGUCAAAUUAUCUACCACCACCCCUCCCAAUUUUAACUGUAAAUUUUUUUUUUACAUUUCCUGAAUUGUAGAUAACUUAUUUUAAUUUAAAUGCAUUUUGUCAUGCAUAUGUUAUGUAUAUUUAUAAUUUAUUGCCCCCUCCCUUAUAACUUAAACAAGCAAAGUUAACCAAUUUGAAUAAGGGUUGGUUUAACAUUAUGACUGCAUGCAUAUGUUGGACAAUUUCCUUGUUGUGUUUAUUUAGAUGGAUCAAGUUGUAGGAUCAUAGCCCCAUCAUUUGGUGGUAGUUGUAUUUGAUGAUUAGCUUUAUUUUGUCAUACAUAGCAUUUUUUAAAAACUUUGUCAAAUUACAAAUGCUUGUUUUCUGUUAACAUACAGAUUUUAUUUUUUUAAAUUUUUCGGCCUAUUGUAGUGUGAGCCAAAAUGGAGUUUUUCCUCAAAUAUUUCAAACAUGCAGGACUUUAUAUGUAUUGUUUGUUGAAUUAAUUAAUAAAUCUUUGUAUUGUUCAAA
This is a messenger RNA of Physella acuta, 4165 nucleotides long. RefSeq names its product methenyltetrahydrofolate synthase domain-containing protein. Lineage: Eukaryota; Metazoa; Mollusca; Gastropoda; Physidae. Gene Ontology annotation, cellular component: cytoplasm. Gene Ontology annotation, molecular function: RNA binding. The record is from RefSeq and is a predicted model, not a curated record.